AUGGCGGCCACGGUCGAGAGUACUGCAAAAGCCUUGGAGACGGCUACAAUCUCCAAGACGAAGGAAUUGAAAGGCGCAAGUACCCCGCCAUUUGGUCCUGAGCGGGAUAUUUUGACCUCCAGACAUACCCUCAUCGCCAUCGAGAAGAAAUACCAGAAGAAAUGGGAGGAAGAUGGCGUCUUCCAGCCCAACGCGCCCACCACCACCGAGAUACCCCUCCACUCGAUAUCCGCCGCCGAUGUGCGCUCUCAACACCCCAAAUUCUUCGGUACGAUGGCCUACCCGUACAUGAACGGCACUCUACACGCUGGUCACAGCUUCAGCGUCAGUAAGAUCGAGUUCUCGGCCGGAUUUGCGCGGAUGCAGGGCAAGCGGGCGCUGUUCCCCAUGGGCUUCCACUGCACGGGUAUGCCGAUCAAGGCGUGUGCCGACAAGCUCAUCAACGAGGUAGAGCUCUUCGGCAAGAACUUUGAGCGGUACACCGAGGAGGACGCCGCGCAGGAUAAGGCGAAUGCGGCGUCCCAAACGCCGGCACCGAGUACGCACCACGAGGAUGUCACGAAGUUCACGGCGAAGAAGGGCAAGGCUGCGUCGAAGGUCGUCAAGAUGAAGUACCAGUUCCAGAUCAUGCGGGCGUUGGGGAUCCCGAUGGAGGAGAUCCAUCUGUUUGCCGAUACGAACCACUGGCUGGACUUCUUCCCGCCGCUGUGCCGACGCGAUCUCACGAACUUCGGCGCCAGAGUCGAUUGGAGACGCUCAUUUGUCACUACCGAUGCGAAUCCUUACUAUGAUGCUUUUGUGCGGUGGCAGAUGAAUCGUCUCAAGGAGCUGCAGAAGAUCAAGUUUGGCAAGCGGUACACGAUUUACUCGCCGAAGGACGGACAGCCGUGUAUGGACCACGAUCGGAGUGAGGGUGAGGGUGUGGGAUCGCAGGAGUACACGGCGCUGAAGCUGAAGGUUAAGGAGUGGGCUCCCGAUGCUGAGGCUGCGCUCAAGGGAAAGCUUCCUGAGGGUGCGAGUGUGUACUUCGUUCCUGCGACUCUGAGACCCGAGACGAUGUAUGGUCAGACUUGUUGUUUCGUUGGACCCAAGAUUACGUAUGGUGUUUUCAAGGUUUCCGAGAAGGAAUUUUUUGUCGUUACGGAUCGAGCUGCGCGGAAUAUGGCGUAUCAGGGAGUUUUCCCCAAGAACGGCAUAUCAGAGAAGGUUGCGGAUAUUAUUGGUUCGGCAUUUGUUGGAACCCUUGUCAACGCGCCACUUUCUAUCCACAAGGAGGUCCGGAUCCUUCCUAUGGAGUCGGUCCUCCCUACCAAGGGCACUGGAGUCGUCACUUGUGUCCCAUCUGACAGUCCGGAUGACUAUGCUACGGUCAUGGAUCUCACCAAGAAGGCCGAUUACUACAAGAUCAAGAAGGAGUGGGUGGAUUUGGAGAUCCUCCCUCUCAUUCAGACCCCAUCUUACGGAAAUCUCACCGCCAAGUUCUUGGUUGAGAAGCUCAAGAUUUCUUCGCCGAAGGAUACCAAGCAGCUCGAGGAGGCUAAGGAACUUGCAUACAAGGAGGGUUUCUACCAGGGUGUUAUGUGCUACGGAGAGUUCUCGGGCGACAAGGUCGAGGUCGCAAAGCCAAAGGUCAGGCAGCAGCUUUUGGACGCCGGUGAUGGAUUCGCCUACUCGGAGCCAGAGAAGAAGGUUGUGAGUCGAUCGGGGGACGACUGCUGCGUUGCACUUAUGGACCAGUGGUACCUUGACUACGGAGAAGAGUCGUGGAGAAAGACAGCCCUGGAACAUCUGGACAACCAGGACGGCAAGGGUCUCAACACAUACUCCCAGGAGACCAAGAACGGGUUCGAGGGUGUGCUCAACUGGCUCAACCAAUGGGCUUGCGCGAGAACUUACGGACUUGGUUCAAAGCUUCCUUGGGAUCCUCAAUUCUUGGUCGAGAGUUUGAGUGACAGUACCAUCUACAUGGCCUACUACACCAUCGCUCAUUACCUCCACGCAGAUAUCUUUGGAAAGAACCCUGGACUGGGUGGGUUUACGGCAGCACAGAUGACCGAUGAAGUCUUCGAUUAUGUGUUCGCUCGUCGGGAUGUCAGCGACUCGAUGCUUGAGGGUAGCAAGAUCUCCAAGGACGUCCUUGACUCAAUGCGUCGAGAGUUCGAGUACUGGUACCCAUUGGAUAUUCGAGUGUCUGGAAAGGAUCUCAUCCCCAACCAUCUGACGUUCUUCCUUUACAUCCAUAUCGCAAUGUUCCCCCCCGAGUACUGGCCCAAGAGCGUCCGCGCAAAUGGCCACUUGCUCCUCAACGGAGAGAAGAUGAGUAAGUCGACCGGAAACUUCAUGACCUUGGAAGACUUGGUUGGCAAGUACGGUGCCGAUGCUAGCAGAAUCGCCUUGGCCGAUGCUGGUGACGGUGUGGCCGAUGCCAACUUCGAGGAAGACGUCGCAGACACGACCGUUCUCCGCCUCUUCAACCUUCGCGAAUGGUGCGAAGAGCAAGUCAAAGACCAAGACAAUCUCCGCACGGGCCCGAAGAACGACUUCCUGGAUGCCCUCUUCGAGAACGAGAUGAACGGCCUGGUCCACGAUGCAAAGAAGCACUACGAAGAUACCAACUACAAGCUUGCCCUCAAGUCUAGCUUCUACGACUUCACCACCGCUCGCGACUUUUACCGCGAAGCCAGUGUGGCCGCCGGCAUCAAGAUGCACAAGGACCUUGUGUUCCAGUACAUCGAGCUGCAGGCCCUGCUUCUUGCCGUCGUUGCGCCCCAUUGGUCGGAGUAUAUCUGGCUCGAGCUACUGAAAAAACCUACCACCAUCCAAAACGCGCUGUACCCAGAUGUUCCUGCUCCCGUAGCUUCCCUCACGGCUGCGCGCGAGUACGUGCGUGCCACCAGCUCAAAUAUCACGUCGGCGGAGGCCGCCCAGCAGAAGAAGAAAGCCAAGGGCAAGGACAUUGGCUACGAUCUCAAGAAGCCCAAGAAGCUCACCAUCUUCGCCGCGGCCAAGUUCCCCGCCUGGCAGGAGAAAUACAUCGACCUGGUUCGCGAAGCCUGGAACCCGUCCACCCAGUCCGUCAACGACAAGGAGCUGAUGGGCACGAUUGGCAAGAUGGGGGAGAUGAAGAAGGCCAUGCCGUUCGUGCAGGCGCUCAAGAAGCGACUGGUAGCAGGCGAGAAGCCGGAGCUGGUCUUUGAGCGGAAGCUGGCGUUUGACGAGGUAGCCACGCUGGUCCACAUGACGCCGGGGUUGAAGAAGGCGGCGGGACUGAGCGUCGUGGAGAUUGUGCGGGUGGAGGAGGGUGGGAAGAAGGGGAGUGUGGUAAGUGUUGGGGGUGGGGCGGAGAGGGUAGUUGAGGGGUUGCCGGGGCAUGCGGAGGCCGCUGUGCCGGGGGUGCCGACUUUUGGCUUUGAAAAUGUUGAGCUGUAG
Drepanopeziza brunnea f. sp. 'multigermtubi' MB_m1 is the source of this 3429-nucleotide messenger RNA. NCBI's taxonomy places the organism in Eukaryota, Fungi, Ascomycota, Leotiomycetes, Helotiales, Drepanopezizaceae. The record is from RefSeq and is a predicted model, not a curated record.